AAGUAGAAGCUACAAAUCCCGCAGACGCUUCUGCCUCCGGCUCUGGAUCUGCCUCCGGCUCUGGAUCUGCCUCCGGCUCUGGAUCUGCACUGGUCGAGGAGAUACUGGAGUUCACCAUCACGCCCAGCACUUCGCCCCUCGAGGCGCCGGUCGCGUUCAACUGCAGCGCGGCCGUCAUCGAUUUCUCGUCCACCGGCGGGGACAUGCUGGAGAUAAUUCGGCUCAUCGACAAUCAGCUACUGCUGGAUCUGACCGGAGAGUCCGCAGCCGUGGUGCAGAACACGGAGACGAAUCCCGGUGGUCUGGACGUGGUGAGUCUGUCAGUGGUAUUCAGUAACACCACCAUCACUCUGGAUGGCGAGUGGACGUGCCGCUUGCUCAGUGGCAGUGGUGUUGGCUCCGUCGGUACUGGACCGCUGUCGGCAGUGGCCAGUCUGUUUGUGCUCGACCCUCCAAUAAUUCUCACCGAGUUCCGCACUACACCUCUAGACGCCGACUGCGGCGAGGGCAAUGGGCUGUCUGUGACUAUACAAACCAGCAGAACGGGUAUUGUCGACGAUACCGGAGUCACGGUGCAGUACGUGCGUCUCGACUCGGGCGUCGAUGCCACGACGCUUCCCCCAAUCACCCUGGCGUUGGGCGAUGUUGACGGCGACCUGAUCCUCACCGCCUCUUUGUCGUUUAAUCCGGGCGUCCCAUCCCAGGCCGGCGAUUACCAAGUUAGAGUGACAUCGAACAGGGGAGAUGCUACCCUAAACCAGAGCAUUACCUUUAAUCCUAAUCGUCCUCCUUUUGUGAUGCAACCCAACGGUAAUUUUGGCCCCGCUCCCGUCACACGUAGUCGCAGCGUCAUCCUGGAGCCAGACUCCCCUACGGAUCUGACCGUGCUGUGCCAGGCGAGGCAGUUCAAUACCCUCGACACGACUAUCCUGCUGCUGCUGAACGGCGUGGAGGUGAACUCCCCGUCCAUCUCCACCAUGCGCGUGGACUCUGCGAUGAACGACCGCUCACUGCAGGUCAGCUUCACCGACAUCCAGGUGGCGGACACUGGCGCGUACGUGUGUGAGUUCAUCAGCGACUGCGGCAACACCAGCAUCACCAACGACAUCACAGUCCUACCGCCGCCACCUGUCAUCAUCGAGGCACCCACGCCGCAAGCGCAGCCGCGCCUUCCCGGCUCGACGGAGCCCGAGGUGUUCACGUGCGUGGGCCGCACGCCGCGCAUCAGCAGCGCGCUCGGCGAGAUCAUGUGGCUGGACGGCAACGGCAACAACGCGGACAUGCUCCCGUUCGCCUCGGUGUCCGUCUCGAGACCCAACGACACGCUACUCGUGGCCAACCUCACUAUCAGCGGUGGCCUGGUGGCGGACAGUCAGACGUAUACGUGUGUGGUGUCGCACGCCUUCAACUCCACCAGCGUCAGCCUUCAGCACGUGAUUCAAGGCGGUCUCCUUCUGGAUGGCCUACGCAACACGUUCACGGCCAACUUCACGGAGAACGCCCUCGUGCCCACUCUACUCUCGCUGCAGCAUGCCGCACGCACCGUAGGUGACCUGAGCAUCUGUGAAAUCACACUGGAGCUAGUCGCUGCUACUGGUAUGCUGGAUGACCCUUCAGUAGAGAAGAUCUUUCCAACUAAGGCCGUCAGCGGAAGUAUUGAUAAAGUCUUUUCGGCACGCAUGCUAUCCUUCCGGAAUACAAUGAAUCCAAUUUCCCCUGAGGAUAUUGAGCUGAUCAUUCAGAAUCACGAGUACAUGAACAAAGCAGAAGAGAUUUCCGUCGGCGAUCGAGAAGUGAACUGGGUGAUGCGAGAUUGCUCAAGUAAUUUGGUUGCAGCGCAGGCCACCACACGCCUGUUCACAGAGCGUGUCAACGACAACCCUCCCGUCAUCACCUUCGAUAUCACCUUCGGGCUCGUGUAGGGCAUUCUCGUGUGCAUAUGUGCGCCGUGUGUAUGUGAUGGUGAGCGCAUCGUGACGUUUGCACGCACGUGUGUUUGUAUGCAUGGAGCUAGGCGAACGUGAUGUGGUGAAGGUGAUAACAUUUCUAGUGUGUUUGAGCACUCAUGUCUCUCUCUCUCUCUCGCAAGCUCUUUACUCACUGACUGCAAUGGUUUGCCUCCUCAGUAUCUCUGCAAUCUUUACUGUAUUUAGGCAAUGAGGUUGAUUCUUGCGGCAGAUAAUCUAUUAUGUCAGUUACUGAGUUAGCCCCCGGGGUGCCGCCACAUGUGUGCAUGUGUGUGUGUGUGUGUGUGUGUGUGUGUGUGUGCAUGUGUGUGUGUGUGUGUGUGUGUGUGUGUGUGUGUGCAUGUGUGUGUGUGUGUGCGUGCGUGUGUGUGUGUGUGCGUGUGUGUGUGUGUGCGUGCGUGUGUGUGUGUGUGUGUGUGUGUGUGUGUGUGUGUGUGUGUGUGUGUAUGUGUGCGUGUGUGUUGUAUCUUUGCCAUCACAAUUACUGCCGUGGCUAUGCUGCUGCUUCUGCUAAUUCCGUUAGAAAUACCCAGCCAUGCUGCCAGGUUUAUCUGCUAGGUUUCUGCCGCUAAUAAUAUUGACGGUGCAUCACCCGUGCGUAUUGAUUUGUGCCAAAUAAAUUGUGUGAGGUGUGUCCUCGGCCAAUAUCGUACACAGUCAUUGGGUGCCUUUUGCGAUAAUAAUUAUACGCAUCUCUGAAAGAGCAUCUAGACGUGCUACGGCCCCUACCUCA
Molecule: messenger RNA, 2700 nt
Organism: Sycon ciliatum
Lineage: Eukaryota; Metazoa; Porifera; Calcarea; Leucosolenida; Sycettidae
Source: RefSeq, a predicted model, not a curated record